This is a messenger RNA of Aplysia californica (California sea hare), 1787 nucleotides long. RefSeq names its product bifunctional arginine demethylase and lysyl-hydroxylase JMJD6-A. Gene Ontology annotation, molecular function: histone H4R3 demethylase activity; P-TEFb complex binding. Gene Ontology annotation, biological process: phagocytosis. Lineage: Eukaryota; Metazoa; Mollusca; Gastropoda; Aplysiida; Aplysiidae. The coding region runs from base 187 to 1515 and encodes 442 amino acids. Gene Ontology annotation, cellular component: cytoplasm; nucleus. The transcript has 10 exons. The record is from RefSeq and is a predicted model, not a curated record.
AACAAAAUCUGGCAAGUUUAUAUUGCCUGUCUGAGUCUCAAACGCCAGGUUCUCUUGUGAUUUAAUUUGACUAUUCAGUGGUCAGGACAGGGAAGAACUUUUCAGGAACUGAACGCUAGGGUGUUGAACUUUCAUCAGUCUCAAGAACACCCAGAAUAUAGUGAGGGCGAGAGUGCACUAUAGUCUAUGGAACACAGAACUCGUAAGCGAGUGAGGGAGGCAAAAUCAAGAGCACGACCAGAACUCUAUGAAGAAUCCCAUGGAUGGCAUAAACACAAUUAUGCAGAGAGGUUUGACCUCAGCAAAAGUACUGUCUCUGAUAAUGUGGAAAGAGUGGAUGCCAGUCAGUUGAGCAUAGAAGAGUUCCAGGAAAAGUAUGAGAAAACAUACACACCUGUGGUCAUCACCAACUGCCAGACUGACUGGGCAGCCUCCUACAAGUGGAACCCAAGGCGCCUUGCUAAAAAAUACAGAAACCAACGCUUCAAAUGUGGUGAGGACGAUGAAGGCUAUUCUGUGAAAAUCAAACUGAAGUAUUUUGUAGAGUACAUGAAACACACGAAGGAUGACAGCCCGCUGUACAUCUUUGAUAGCAACUACGGUGAGCACCCAAAACGCCGUAGACUUUUAGAAGAUUAUGAAGUGCCCAAAUACUUCCGUGAUGAUUUAUUCAAGUAUGCCGGGGAGCACAGACGCCCCCCAUACAGGUGGUUUGUGAUGGGACCGGCAAGGUCGGGCACAGGGAUCCACAUAGACCCCCUGGGAACUAGUGCCUGGAACUCCCUAGUCAUUGGACAUAAAAGGUGGUGCCUCCUUCCGACCAACACUCCACGUGAGCUCUUGAAGGUGGCCUCUGAAAUGGGCGGUAAACAAAAGGAUGAAGCCAUCACUUGGUUCACGCACAUUUUCCCCAAGGUCAAAAGUCUGGACUGGCCUCCACAAUUCAAGCCGCUGGAAAUUUUGCAAAAACCUGGCGAGACGGUGUUUGUCCCUGGAGGUUGGUGGCAUGUGGUGAUCAACUUGGACGAUACUAUUGCAGUUACUCAGAAUUUCUGCAGCGUGGUGAAUUUCCCCAUUGUCUAUCACAAGACUGUGCGUGGCCGCCCAAAUCUGUCCAAGAAAUGGCUGAAAGCUUUGAAGGUGCUGCGUCCUGAGGUAUCUCAGCUGACCAAGGUGGUGGACCUCAGCAAGCCCACGGGCUUCAACUCGGACAGCUCCAGCUCAGCCUCCUCCUCUUCCAGUGACUCCAGCUCGGAGUCGGCAGACAGUGAAAGUGACUCUGAGUCUGAGACUGCCAGCAAAUCUAAAAGGUCUAGACAUUCAAGUUCUCGUUCACUGACUCCAAAUGGAAGUACUCAGGACCCAAAGUUAUCAUCUCGACAGCAUUACGUUCGGUCUCGGUCAAAGUCACUGUCGAGGUCAAACGUGUGCCUGGCGAAGGAACGGGAUCGAGGCAGCCAUCAUGACCACCGAGACAAUCGUAGUGUUUCUCACACACCCAAAAAUUCACGGUAGUCCUUUGAACACAGAUGGCUCCCACCUCUCUUGUUGUUAUUCCGAGAGACGCCAUCAUGUCGAUUUGUUUUUCUUAUGAUCAUAAUCGAAUGUGAACUUUAGAAAGGACUUAAUGAUAACGCUGUCUAAAUGGGAAUUCGGUAAAUGUUGCUUUUUUUUUUUCCUUGGCCAUUGGUCUCGGUGACUAAGAACUCACAGUAUUGAUGUCUUGAAACCUAUUGCAGAACUGGACUCGUGUGAUAUCGUCAUCAAUAAACUGAUACCAAUGUUCA